Molecule: messenger RNA, 911 nt
Organism: Photinus pyralis (common eastern firefly)
Lineage: Eukaryota; Metazoa; Arthropoda; Insecta; Coleoptera; Lampyridae
Product: mitoferrin-like
Exons: 2
Coding region: 178-561 (127 amino acids)
Biological process (GO): iron import into the mitochondrion
Cellular component (GO): mitochondrial membrane
Molecular function (GO): ferrous iron transmembrane transporter activity
Source: RefSeq, a predicted model, not a curated record
CGUACCUUCCCCACUCCCAUUUUCAUUUAUACAGCUUGAGCAUGCUAACUGUAUGUCCUAAAUUUCAGUGGCGAGUCUAAAAAAGUAAAAAAAAAGUAGAAAAACACCUUGACAUUAAAAAAUAAUAACCGCGGCAGUUAAUUUAAGUGUUGGGGUAACUAAACAAAUUGCUAUAUUAUGAAUUUUGAGGACUAUGAAACCCUACCAACAAGUAAUGUAUUUACGCAUAUGACUGCGGGUGCUUUCGCCGGGGUAAUGGAGCACUGCCUUAUGUACCCCCUCGAUUCAGUAAAGACGAGGAUGCAAUCGCUGCUGCCCUCAACGACCAGGGAUGGGGUCAGUAGGACGUUGUUUAAGAUGGUGCAGCAGGAGGGCAUAUUUCGGCCGGUUCGGGGUAUGCCCGCGGUUGUAGUCGGUGCCGGACCAGCACACGCUUUCUACUUUAGCAGUUACGAAUACCUGAAGGAGACGAUGACUCGACAUACAAGUACAACUAGAUAUCACACUGCAAUUUACGGUAAGUGCGACAGGACUUUUGUUUACAAUCGAAUCGCUCUUUAAAUGCGACCUUGAAAAUUAAUAACUGGCAAUUAAUUCAAUUUUUCACCAUUUACCCGAUUUUAGGAAGCACUCUAAUGACACAAUCUAAUUCUGUAGGUUUAAGGAUAUAUUUUUAGUUUUGAAUGCCGACAUUCCAUGCCAAGUUAUCUCAUAAGUGUGUUAUUUUGGUUAGUACAGCCGAGACCAUUUAAUCUACUCUAUCUUAUUUAUCGCUGAAGGAUAUAGAGAAAUUGUACAAUGUUCGACAGUGCUCAAAAAGGAGAAGUUUAAAAUUUGUUCCGUAAUAAAAUUAAAUUAUCUUCCAUUGUAUGCUACGUAAUUGGUAUGAAUUAUGAAAUGAAUACUUAAUG